CGCGGGAAGGUGAAAUGGUUCAACGUCACGAAAGGAUUCGGGUUCAUCACACCGCACGACGGAAGCGAAGAGAUAUUCGUGCACCAAACGGGGAUCUCGCGCGCGGGGUUCCGGUCGGCGUGGGAGGACGAGGAGGUUGAGUACGAAGUCAGCAACGCCGACGGGAGGCCCGUGGCCGUGAACGUGACCGGGCCGAACGGCGCGGCGGUGAAAGGGGCGCCGAAGCGG
Ostreococcus lucimarinus CCE9901 is the source of this 228-nucleotide messenger RNA. RefSeq lists its product with no specific name. The transcript has a single exon. The annotation marks the transcript as partial. Gene Ontology annotation, molecular function: nucleic acid binding. The record is from RefSeq and is a predicted model, not a curated record. NCBI's taxonomy places the organism in Eukaryota, Viridiplantae, Chlorophyta, Mamiellophyceae, Mamiellales, Bathycoccaceae.